AUGGCUUCCGACGUGAACCCUGCCUUGGUAGGACCUGUCGAUCUUCUUCGGAGUGGGACCCUUAACUUCGGCGCCAAUCCCAACCUUACAUUGCCUCUGUACCAAGGCCGCUCGGCAUCGAACCAGACAUACUGGUGGAUUGUUACGGAUUCAUCAGACGAAGGCAAUGCGCAGCAACUCGGGAUCAACUUCUCACCAAAGCUACGUUUUGCGGCUCAAGGCGUAGACAGUAAUAGUUUGACGGGCGCUGAGCAACUAAAUAUUGUGAACAACACCGUCUAUGGGCGGCGAGGCCUAGUCGACUUCUCGCCUGUGCGUAUAAUCGUCCCAGGGAAUUCUACACCAUUUCCUCCAGCAAUGGUACAGCCAGGAUCUGUUGGGGAUGCGGAGUACACCCCUUUGAUCCAACUGAUGAACGCUGGGUAUGAGGUUUGGAACGCGCCUAUUGUCGCAGGGGACUUGGAUGAAGCCUAUCUGAACCAGUUUUGCGACGGCGUCCCGGCCGAUCAAGAAGAGGAUUUCAGGAGCAAGGUGCACGAUCAGGUACUUGCCAUCUGUCCGCGUGCUUCGACUGUUACUCUGGCCACCGUCCGUGGCUUCUCCUUCGGCAAAUCGGUUCUGUACCUCAUCUCUGACGGUUCUGACCCAUUACCUGCCACUCUCGACGGUGGAACCUUCGCUCCGCGUCUCUCUGUGGUUCGCACUGGCGGAGAUGAUUCGCUGUUCUCAGCUAUUGAGCGCUUUUUCGUCAACACGAACGGGUAUACUAACGGUGAUCUUCCUCCCGGUGCACCGAACAAUGAGACGCACCAUCCAUGGCGGCAGGGUUUGGACUCUGCGAUUCUCGGCGAGGGCAAUCCGCUCAACGUUCUCGGCGCCAUUCCCACAGUCGCUUUCGACUACUCGCCGCUCUGGAACUUUCAACUUUGGGCAUGGACCGACUACUCCAUCGAGAAUGGCAUCCGCACUCGUCUGACGGGCGAAUUUGAGGUCCUUGGGAUGGCUGCCGCAGGGUACGUGACAGAUCCCGAUGGUGGCCCGCUGUCGGACGCGGAGAUUAUUAACAACUGCCCGAUUGUGCAUCGGUUCUUGUAA
Coniosporium apollinis CBS 100218 is the source of this 1095-nucleotide messenger RNA. RefSeq lists its product as uncharacterized. The transcript has 2 exons. NCBI's taxonomy places the organism in Eukaryota, Fungi, Ascomycota, Dothideomycetes. Bases 1 to 1095 code for a protein of 364 amino acids. The record is from RefSeq and is a predicted model, not a curated record.